Messenger RNA from Pseudopodoces humilis (Tibetan ground-tit), 1284 nucleotides. The record is from RefSeq and is a predicted model, not a curated record. NCBI's taxonomy places the organism in Eukaryota, Metazoa, Chordata, Aves, Passeriformes, Paridae.
AUGGCGGGGGGGGACAGGAAAAAAUACAUCGGGGUGUCGCCGCUCUCUGUCCUGUCUGUCGCGGCUGUCUGUCUGUCGGGGCUCUCUGUCGCGGCUGUCGCCGCUCUCUCUCUGUCGCGGCUGUCGCGGCUGUCUGUCUGUCGCGGCUCUCUGUCGCGGCUGUCGCGGCUGUCUGUCGCCGCUGUCUGUCGCAGCUAUCGCGGCUGUCUGUCUGUCGCGGCUGUCUGUCUGUCGCGGCUGUCUGUCUGUCGCCGCUCUCUGUCGCAGCUGUCUAUCGCGGCUGUCUGUCUGUCGCGGCUCUCUGUCGCCGCUCUCUAUCGCCCCGCCGGUGUCCCCCCGGUGUCCCCCCAGUUCCCCGAGCUGCGGGGGCACAUCCACGGGGAGGAGAGCAGCGAGUUCAGGGGUGUGCAGGGUGACACGGUGACAGUGAGGAUCGGUGACACCCCGGGGGACACGGUGGCCCUGCUGCUGGCCCUGCUGGGCCCCGAGCACGCCAGGGUGGCCGAGCUGCUGGCAGAGGUCGUGCACAGCGAGGUGACACUUGGGGACACGGAGCUGGAUGGCAUCGACUGCCAGGUGUCCCCGGGGGACGUGGGGAUCUGGAUAGACCCCAUCGACUCCACCAACGAGUUCAUCGAGGGCCGUGAGGACGUGGGGGACGUGGAGGGCAUCGCCCCCGGGGGGCUGCGCUCGGCCCUGGUGCUCGUGGGGGCCUUCGACCGCCGCUCCGGGACCCCCGUCCUGGGGGUCAUCAACGAGCCCUUCUUCCAGCGGGACCCCCAGACCCACAAGUGGCAGGGUCGCUACCACUGGGGGGUGGCACACGGUGACACGCGGCUGUGCUCUCUGUCCCCCUGCGCCCCCCGGCCGUGCCCCCGCGUGGUGCUGAGCCGGGCCGAGGGGGAGGCGGUUCGGGGGGCUCUGGCCUCUCUGGGCGGGGGUCCCCCGAUUUUGGCGGCGGGGGCGGGCUACAAGCUGCUCUGCGUGGCGCUGGGGCUGGCGGACGCCUUCGUGCUGUCGGGGGCCACCACCUUCGCCUGGGACUCGUGUGCCCCCCACNNCAUCCUGCGGGCCCUGGGGGGGGGGGUGGUGGUCCUGGAGCGGGCGCUGCGGGCGGGGGGCUGCGGGGACCCCCCAGAGCCCCCCGAGAUCGUUUAUCACCGGCCGGAGCCGGGGAGGGAGGGGUCGGAGCGCUGGGCGAACCGAGGGGGGCUGGUGGCUUUCGUGCACCCCCAACACCUGCGGGCGGUGCUGGAGGCGCUGAGGGGGGUGCCCGGGUUGUGA